Molecule: messenger RNA, 1768 nt
Organism: Melanotaenia boesemani (Boeseman's rainbowfish)
Lineage: Eukaryota; Metazoa; Chordata; Actinopteri; Atheriniformes; Melanotaeniidae
Product: collagenase 3-like
Exons: 10
Coding region: 26-1576 (516 amino acids)
Biological process (GO): proteolysis; extracellular matrix organization; collagen catabolic process
Cellular component (GO): extracellular matrix
Molecular function (GO): zinc ion binding; metalloendopeptidase activity
Source: RefSeq, a predicted model, not a curated record
CAGACUUAUUUUGGGAUUUUUUGACAUGAAUGUCAUCGUCCUUGAGUCAUCUGCCCAAGACAGUAGUUGCUCAACACGCCCACUCCAUAAGCCCUUCCACUCCACAGCCUAUAUAAGACGUGACUCCAGAGCAGACCCACUGGUCAAAUAUCAGCCAGGAAGGAUGAGGUCCUUCAGCGUCUGCAUUCUUCUGAGUCUGGCGGCUGCAGUUUGUUGCGUGCCUGUAUCAGAAGUUACCAUGCAAGACGAAGGUUUUGCAGAGAAGUACCUGAAGAAUUUUUUCAAUCUAACAGAGCAGACAGGUCCACUUUCCAGGGGAGGAUUCAGCCCCAUGAUGAAGAAGCUGGGUGAAAUGCAACGGUUCUACGGUCUCCAGAUUACUGGAAAUCUUGAUGCUGAUACCCUGGAGAUGAUGAAGAAGCCCCGGUGUGGUGUUCCAGACAACCAGAUGGCUCGUUUCUCUACUUUUGGAAACAACCUCAAGUGGCAGAAAAACAGCCUCACGUACAGGAUAGAGAACUACACUCCUGACAUGUCUGUGGCAGACGUAGACGAAUCCAUAAACAAAGCUUUGCAGGUUUGGGCCAAAGUCACUCCUCUGAUGUUCACGAGAAUCUACAGCGGCACAGCUGAUAUCAUGAUUUCUUUUGGUCGCCAGGCUCAUGGUGAUUACUACCCCUUUGAUGGUCCUGACGGCACUCUCGCCCAUGCCUUCGCUCCGUCCUCAGGCAUUGGAGGAGAUGCUCAUUUCGAUGAUGAUGAAUUCUUCACCUUCCGUUCAAACAGAGGCUACGUCCUCUUCAUGGUUGCUGCCCAUGAGUUCGGCCACUCUCUGGGCCUGUCUCACUCUGAUGAUCCAGGAGCUCUCAUGUACCCUUUGUACUCGUACAGAAACCCUGAUACUUUCGUUCUUCCCCAAGAUGACGUCAAAGGCAUCCAAUCCCUCUAUGGCUCCAACACAAAUGUAGAUGAUCCCCAGCCACCCACCACUCCUGAUACUUGUGAUUCCACUAUGGUAUUGGAUGCUGUCACCACCUUGCGAGGAGAGGUGCUCUUCUUCAAGGACAGCUUCCUUUGGCGUAGCAACCCUCAGAGCGCGGCACCUCAGCAAAGUCGCAUCACAAGUUUCUGGCCAAGUGCUCCUGUGGACGUGGAUGCUGCCUAUGAGAGCCGGCAGUCAGACAGAGUCUUUUUAUUUAAAGGUCGUAAAGUGUGGGCCUUCACCGGCUACGAGCCUGUGCGGGGCUAUCCAAAACAGCUUUCCUCUUUUGGUCUGCCAAGAGUUGUGAAGAAAGUCGAUGCUGCCCUGCAUGAUGUGGAAUCGGGAAAAACUCUCUUCUUUGUUGGCAACUAUUACUUCAGUUAUGAUGAAGCCAGAAAGACUGUGGACCGUGGUUUCCCCAAAAGGGUGGAUCAGACCUUUCCAGACCUGACCAGCAGGGUGACAGCAGCCUUCCAGUAUCGAGGUUUCACUUACAUCUACAGUGGACCCUACAUGUUUGAGUACGACUUGAGGACCAGAAGGUUGUACCGAGUGCUGAGGAACAGCUUCUUCCUGCGCUGCACCAACUUCUAGGCCAGUUAAUUUUAACGUUUGUCAGCCACUUGUCAAGAAUAAGCAUGAAUGUACCAGCCACAAUAUUAACUUUGAAUACUUUUAAAUAUAUCUAUUCUGCAUCAUUUUAAUCAUGUAGUUUGGUUUUUAUUUUUCAGUGAGUUGCUUUUUUGUAAAUGGACUGAAAACUGUAAUUAAAAUCUGAAAAUUUCA